AUGCAAUAAAUUCCAAUCAACUUGUUGAAAUAAUUCAUCAAAUCUCUACCUUAAAGUGAUUUAUCAUUUGCCUAUGGGUCAGCUGUUCAACCUUAAUUCAAUUAUGAUUAUACAAAAAACAAACCUAUGAUAGAUUUAAUUAUUGCUGUAGAUAAUGUGGAAGAGUGGCAUCUCCAGAAUAUUCAGAUCAAUUCAACACAUUAUAGUGGUUUAAGCUAUUAUUUAGGAAGCAGAUUCAUAUAGAGAAUGAAUGUUGAAAUAUUCCCAAUCCAUUUCAGUCCCUUUGUUUAAUAUUAGGAUUUGAAAUUGAAAUAUGGUGUUGUUGCCACUAAAGAAUUGAUCAAAGAUUUAGAAAAUUGGAAAUGGUUAUCUAUUGCUGGGAGAAUGUAGAAACCAAUAGUCGCUAUUUAGGAAUCUGAAAAUUUGAGAUUUUAAAGAGCAUGCAUAUCUAAUUUAUAAAGUGCCAUAGCUGUUGCUAUUUUGAUGGAUUUCAAACCAUCUAUGUCGUUAUAAGAGUUACUGUAUAAUGUCAUCAGUUUAUCUUAUUACGGUGACAUUAGAUUUACAUUGGGAGGCGAAAAUCAAAACAAAGUUUUCAACAUACUCAAAGGAAAUUAUAAAAAUAUUACUGAUCUCUACCUUACCAAUCUAGGAGAUCUUAAUAAUGUGAUUAAAGUCUAAAAAGAUGGUGAGAUCUUAAUCGACACUAGCAUAAAAUCCUUGGAAUUCUUAUGUUCUUUGAUUCCUGGAUAAUUGUUAAGUAUUGUAUUAGGUGAAAAGGAUAAUAUGGGAUCUUUAAAAAUGAUGAGUUAGGAUAGAAUCAAGGAUCUCAUCAAAGAAAGUAUUAAAAGAAAAAAUCAAUUCUCUUCCAGACGCAUGUUAUUCUAUAACUUGGCCAUGAUAUCUCCUUUUUUAAGUGUUAAGUACGGAAUUUAGAAGUUAAGCAAACGCUUUAAAUGA
Paramecium tetraurelia is the source of this 960-nucleotide messenger RNA. RefSeq lists its product as uncharacterized. Lineage: Eukaryota; Ciliophora; Oligohymenophorea; Peniculida; Parameciidae. The record is from RefSeq and is a predicted model, not a curated record. Gene Ontology annotation, molecular function: phosphatidate cytidylyltransferase activity. Gene Ontology annotation, cellular component: mitochondrion. The transcript has 3 exons. Gene Ontology annotation, biological process: CDP-diacylglycerol biosynthetic process; cardiolipin biosynthetic process.